This is a messenger RNA of Oikopleura dioica, 267 nucleotides long. The record is from the annotation of a GenBank genome assembly. Lineage: Eukaryota; Metazoa; Chordata; Appendicularia; Copelata; Oikopleuridae.
AUGCUGAGAAAUAGCAUUUUUAAAAAUUUUACUCGAAAUUGGUCGGAAAGGUUGCGUUUUGAUCGCGUUAGUGUCCCACAACAAAGUAACGAUGCUCGUUACUUGCAGAAGAACUCGUUUGAUCAUCGAGUUCGCAAGGCAGACUGGUAUGCAAACCGAUACACAGACACGCUUCACCGAUACAACAAAGAAGUUCAGCACCGUCGAGCUGGUUCACCAACUGCCAAUCGCGGACUGGGAGCACCUUGGGACUCAAGUGAACUCUAG